AUGCUGAGACUGCUAACAGCAACGCUGAGGAGUGGAGGUGGUAAGUGUUGGUCUUGCUUCGGCGCUCCACGUGGUGUUAUCGGACGUGCAACUCGCAUUGACCCUGCACGACGGUCGACAGCCAACACCUCCUUCCUCUUGAACACCAAGCCUCAUCAGCCAUUACGAACAGUCAUGACACAGACAACGAAAUCGACAUCUCCCAUACCGCUCAUCAUCGAUACAGAUCCAGGCGUAGACGAUGUGCUCGCCAUCUUGCUCGCUCUCGCAUCGCCCGACGAGGUGGCAGUCAAAGCCAUCACACUGACCUUUGGCAACACGACUCUGGAUCACGCUUACGCCAAUGUCUUGCGAACAGGCGCUGUCCUGCAUCGCCACCUUGCAGAUCCUUCCACGUCUGAUGCGGUGAGGCAGCGAUACCGGGCUUUCAGCGCUGAUGCCGAACCCAUCGUCGUCGCUUCUGGAUCGACUCAGCCUCUGGAAGGGAAGAUGUUCACGGCGUCAUAUUUCCACGGUCGAGAUGGUCUGUCCGGAGUACACUGGCUACCCGACGACCCGUUCCCAGUGCCAAAGCAGGCGAUCGCACCGCUCGCACCAUCCGACAAACAUGCAGCAGACGUCAUCCUGGAUACGAUCCGACAACAUCCUCCUCACACUGUACGCAUCGCCGCCCUCGGACCGUUGACGAACCUCGCUGCAGCAUUCCGCAAGGAUCCGGAGACGUUUGCCAAAGUGGGCGGCAUCUCUGUUAUGGGCGGUGCUUUUGAUGUCCCUGGGAAUACGUCCCCGGUGGCCGAGUUCAAUUGGUACGCGGAUCCUUACUCGGUUCGCGUGCUAAUCGAUGAGGCUCCACGACAUUCGGCCUUGCAAGGCCGCCGGCUACCCGUUCAGGUGCUGGCAUUGGACAUCACCUCGGAUCACACCGUACCCUACUCGAAGCUGGUCAAGUCCACGUACGAAACCCCUCAAGACGCGCCCAAGGCCGCGAGUCAUUUGGAGAGAUUCAUCGGGACAUUCCUGACCCACCCUCGAGCCUUCACCAACAACAUGGUCGCGCCGGAGGAAUUUCAUCCGGACAAGCACGAUCUCUUUCAGGCGCACGAUCCGCUUGCCGUGGCACAUGCGAUCUUCGCACCGUUAUCCGCCACCGCAUCCACGGAUGGCAACGGGUGGAAACACACCCCGCGGAGAUUCCAGAUCGAGACCAACGGUGAUCUGACGCGAGGCUUCUGCGUGGUGGAUCGCAGGUUCACGGGAAAUGGAAGCAGCAGGAAGACUGGAGGGAAUAGAGCAGAGGAUGCGGAAAAGGAGCUGCACACGAUUGACAAUGUAGACGCUCCGGUUCAUCGCAAGAUGCACGAGGUGGACGAGUCGCAGAUUGGAUUGGUGGACGAGGUGACGGGGACGCCAGGGACUGAGUGGUUCUCAAAGAUGUUCCUGGAACGCAUCGGAUUGUGA
Molecule: messenger RNA, 1458 nt
Organism: Pseudozyma hubeiensis SY62
Lineage: Eukaryota; Fungi; Basidiomycota; Ustilaginomycetes; Ustilaginales; Ustilaginaceae
Product: inosine-uridine preferring nucleoside hydrolase
Exons: 1
Coding region: 1-1458 (485 amino acids)
Biological process (GO): purine nucleoside catabolic process
Cellular component (GO): cytosol
Molecular function (GO): purine nucleosidase activity
Source: RefSeq, a predicted model, not a curated record